Messenger RNA from Culicoides brevitarsis, 2424 nucleotides. RefSeq names its product neprilysin-3. The record is from RefSeq and is a predicted model, not a curated record. NCBI's taxonomy places the organism in Eukaryota, Metazoa, Arthropoda, Insecta, Diptera, Ceratopogonidae. The transcript has 10 exons. Gene Ontology annotation, cellular component: plasma membrane. Gene Ontology annotation, molecular function: metalloendopeptidase activity. Gene Ontology annotation, biological process: proteolysis. The coding region runs from base 1 to 2424 and encodes 807 amino acids.
AUGUGUUCUGAGCGACGCGAAAUCGACGAAAAACGCGACCAGAGUGAGGUUAAUAAAGAAAAUCCUUCGAUGUCAAGCGAAACGCAACGCACUCCAGCAACAACAACAACAAAUAAUGGCGGUGUGGGAAAUAGCAGCGAUGGAGCGAAUAGCAGUAGUUCGAAGACAAGUCAUAAUUCGCAACCAACAGCGACAGAAAAAGAGAAGAGGACGCCACAGUCACUGCUCUUGAGGAAUGUAAUUGCUUCGGCUUCGAAUGCAUCGACAAGUCAUCAUCAUCAGCCAACGAGUACGGGCGGGACAACAGCGGGGAAUCCAGCGAGAACAGAUGAGAUUGAAGUUCAAACAGGGACGGGGCAGAAGGCGGGAAAUAAUGCAGCGGGAAAUGGGAAGAAUGAGAAUUUGAAGUCUGGUCGCUCAAUUGGAUGGAUAGUUUGUGCGCCAUGCAUUUUCUUGCGAACAUCGACGACAUUUAAGAAAAUGGCACUAACGACAUUAACACUUCUCGUGACGUCGCUUCUCGUUGCGAGUCCCAUUCUGUUUUUGACGCAAUUUGCAUUGCCGGCACGCGAUUGCACGAGGAAUCAUUGUAUCCCACCGCCAAAAUUUGUUAGUUCUCCGGAAUGUCAAGACGUCCUUUGCAAAAACGCAGCAAACUCAAUUCAAGCCCGCAUGAAUUGGAAAGCGGAUCCUUGCAACGAUUUCUACUCUUAUUGCUGCUCGAACAAUCCCGUCAACACAAUUCGUGCCGUCAAAUCCGCUCAAGAGCGCGCCGACACGGAAAUGCAGAUGUUGCUCUCCCAAAACACAACUUCCGGCAUUUAUCGUAAACUCGGGCGCCUGUACGGGAGUUGUUUGCGUCAAAGUGUCGUCAAUGCCUCGAGUAUUCGCUUGAUGUUGGACGAGUUGGGAGGUUACAUGCCGAUCGGAGCAAUUGGUCCACACACUCUUUCAACGAUAAUGUCUCGCAUCAGUUCUUACGGCUACAAUUCGCUGUUCGACGUGCAUUUUGACUUGACGUACGGGCGGAAACCGCAUAUCGUGCUCGUGAUUGAUGUGCCGUUUGCCAGUCCGAAUGUGCUCGAGAGAAAAAUCCGUUGGCGAACGAUGAAGGCGCCGAGAUUCGUGCACCUGACGUUCGACAGGAAAACUACUAACGAUGUGAUUGAUAAUUUUAUUCCCAUUGGCCUAAGUAGGGAAAUUGCUCUGAGGGAAAAACAAACAAUUCUCUCGUUUAUCGAUGAUUUGCUCGAGCUGCGAUACUCUUACAUGUCGCCCGAUUUCAGUAAUGGCCCAUCUGUGUACAAUUUGACAACUAUCAACAAAAUUAGCAACAAUAUAAAUUUCACGGAAUUCUUACCUGAUCCAAACUGGAAUGGCUCCAUUGUGCUUCGAAACGAGGAAUAUUUCAAACAAUUGGACAUUUUCCUCACUGCUCAUCCGAAACGUGUCAUCCACAAUGCUCUCUUGAUCCUCUUUGCGCUCAAUUCGCUGCCCGCUGGAGGCUCGCCGAAUGCCGCAACUUGCACGCGCGCCGUUCAAUGGGCAAUGCCCGAACUCUCGUCUGCCUUAUACGUGGGACAAUUCUCGCAGGAAUAUCUCGCGAACGCCCUUCAACGUGCCGACGUCAUUUUCGAGUCAAUUAAGGCGCAUCUGAAGCGGGCGCCAAGUCUCCGCGGAACAGCACUCGUCAAAUUAUCCGCCUUAAAGUUGCAAGGAGAAACAUGGCCUAGUUUGUACAAUGCGACGGAAAUUCACGCAUGGCUCGACGAAGUUGAAAUUUCCUCAGACAAUUGGAUACAAAAUGUGAUGCGGAUUUACAGGAAACGCAGCGAAUUUAACGGAUUCGGGGGAGAAAAUAUCACUUCUGACAGCCAAAUUAUAUGGUCCUAUCCGACAAUCGCGCGCCCAUUUUACGAUCCGCUGAGUCAAUCCAUCGUCAUUCCAGCUUCGUUACUCGUUCAUCCGUACUUUGAUCCGUCACUUCCGCAGUAUUUGCAGUAUGCGACAGUUGGAGUCCCGAUUGCGAAGGAGAUUUUACGCUCCGUUUCGCGAAAAUUUGAGGAAAAACUCAGAAAAUGUGUGCCCAAUUCCAUCGAUGAUUAUCCAAAAUAUACGAGGCAAAGUAUUUUAGUAUAUAGCGGCGCACUUCAGAUGAGUUUUCAUGCGUUACUUCAUCAAACAGGGAGCAAAAAUAUGAAUCGCAUUCCGGGAUUGGAUUUGACGCCAACGCAAAUUUAUUUUAUCGUCGCCGCACAAGAAUUUCAAUCAGAUUUUAAUUAUUUGUACAAUCGUGAUAACAAUUCAGCUGUUUUUAGUGAUCUAUUACAUUUCCUCGUGCCCCAAGGCGGAAGUGCAAGCAAAUCUUUCACAUGUGCAUCCGAUACGCGAAUUUACAAGGAAAAAACUUGCGAUAUUUGGUAA